Molecule: messenger RNA, 919 nt
Organism: Seriola aureovittata
Lineage: Eukaryota; Metazoa; Chordata; Actinopteri; Carangiformes; Carangidae
Product: COP9 signalosome complex subunit 9
Exons: 3
Coding region: 102-308 (68 amino acids)
Biological process (GO): negative regulation of protein neddylation
Source: RefSeq, a predicted model, not a curated record
UCCUGUCGGAUUUAUUUUCAAACCAGAUUAGCUGUGCAGCUCAUGGUGUAGCUUCUGUAGCUGAGAGAGCUGGAUACAAAUUUGACAAUAACAAUUCAUCUAUGCCACUAAAGGAUCAGUCAAACUCAACUGCCAUGAAACCAGCAGUGGAUGAGAUGUUCCCUGAAGGCGCCGGACCGUACGUGGAUCUGGAUGAGGCUGGGGGAAGCACAGGACUGCUGAUGGAUCUGGCUGCCAAUGAAAAGGCAGUUCAUGCAGACUUCUUCAAUGAUUUUGAAGAUCUGUUUGAUGACGAGGACAUCCAGUGAGAGAGACAUGUCAACAUGUCCUCGAGGGAAUGAUGGAUGAUAUUCACACAACUCCACACCACAUUUUUUUUUGUGGAAAGCAAACCAGCCAUUUACUGUCUAAUGACAUACAAUUUCCUUUCAUAGUUGUCCUAGUUUCAGGCUUUUUUAAAACAUCCUUAAAAAGUCGUCACCGGUUCCAGAUGUUGUGAAAUUCUUGAGAUCCCAAGGAUUCCUUCAUAUAUGGUAUGUUAAAAUUAUGAGCUUGUAUCGUGGUCGUGUCUUUGACUGCUUCUAAACUGGAUUGCAGGUUUCAGUGUGCUGGAGAACACCUGUUAGGAACGUAAUUAUACAUAUGAUGGGCAGAGGCUCUGUAUGCUGUCGCCCUUAAACAUGCUGCAGAUGGUAUAUGAUAAAUGAUGGCCUGCUAAAAUGGCUUAAAUUAUUUGUAUGGCAGUGUGUGAUAGUCACAUAUGCUCUGUGUUUGGUUUUAUACCAGUGUCUCCUGUUACGUCAUAAAUUUGUACAUAUGUGUAUAGUAGUCACGCAACUACACUUUAUAUUUUUGUGAUGAGUAUAUAUGUGACUGGUUCAAACUCAAUAAAUAGCACUUUGUAUAUAUGAAGCAUUAA